Molecule: messenger RNA, 4325 nt
Organism: Setaria italica (foxtail millet)
Lineage: Eukaryota; Viridiplantae; Streptophyta; Magnoliopsida; Poales; Poaceae
Product: ABC transporter B family member 19
Exons: 10
Coding region: 305-4081 (1258 amino acids)
Biological process (GO): transmembrane transport
Cellular component (GO): membrane
Molecular function (GO): ATP hydrolysis activity; ABC-type transporter activity; ATP binding
Source: RefSeq, a predicted model, not a curated record
CUCCUACUUCACUCGCCCCGAAGAACGGAGCGAGCUUUUUUUUUAAGCACGCCCCCAAGUGCCCGGCCAAAAUAAUCCGCGCACUCUGCGACGGUAGUGGUGUGCUCGACCGCGGUAUAAGAUCAAAGGCGAGCAGCGGGGGUGCUGCUCGAGGAGGAAGAAGAGGAGGGGAGCGGCUUUUGAGCCCCGAGCAUACGCCGGCCUCCCGUGGGUUCUUUAGAUCCGAUGCCAAGGCGGUGAGGGCCGCGCCACCUCUUGUUGUCGUGAGGAGGACCCGGGCCGCGGAGAAGGGGGCGUCGUGGCAAUGGCGGAGGAUGCGGGGAAGGCGGAGGCGGGGAGCUGCAGCGGCGGUGGCGGGUGCGAGGCGGUCAAGAAGCGGCCGGAGCAGAGCGUGGCGUUCCACGAGCUGUUCGGCUUCGCGGACCCGCUGGACUGGCUGCUCAUGGCGGCCGGGAGCGCGGGCGCCGUCGUGCACGGCGCCGCCAUGCCGGUCUUCUUCCUCCUCUUCGGCGAGCUCGUCAACGGCUUCGGCAAGAACCAGCACAACCUCCGACGCAUGACGGACGAGGUGUCCAAGUACUCGCUCUAUUUCGUCUACCUCGGCCUCGUCGUCUGCGCCUCGUCGUACCUGGAAAUCGCGUGCUGGAUGUACACGGGGGAGCGCCAGGUGGGCGCGCUGCGGCGGCGCUACCUGGAGGCCGUGCUGCGGCAGGACGUGGGCUUCUUCGACACCGACGCGCGCACCGGCGACGUCGUCUUCAGCGUCUCCACGGACACGCUCCUCGUCCAGGACGCCAUUGGCGAGAAGGUCGGCAACUUCAUCCACUACCUCGCGACGUUCCUGGCCGGGCUGGUCGUCGGGUUCGUCUCGGCCUGGCGGUUGGCGCUACUCAGCAUCGCCGUCAUCCCGGGCAUCGCCUUCGCCGGCGGGCUGUACGCAUACACGCUCACCGGCCUCACCUCCAAGAGCCGGGACUCGUACGCCAAUGCCGGAAUCAUAGCCGAGCAGGCUAUCGCCCAGGUGAGGACGGUCUACUCUUAUGUGGGGGAGACCAAGGCUCUGAAUUCGUACUCGGAGGCGAUUCAGAACACACUGAAGCUUGGGUACAAGGCCGGGAUGGCGAAGGGGCUUGGCAUUGGCUGCACCUAUGGAAUUGCUUGUAUGUCAUGGGCAUUGGUGUUCUGGUAUGCUGGCGUGUUCAUCCGGAAUGGCCAGACAGAUGGUGGGAAGGCCUUCACUGCAAUUUUCUCAGCAAUCGUCGGCGGACUGAGCCUGGGGCAAUCAUUUUCAAAUCUUGGAGCAUUCAGCAAAGGGAAAAUUGCGGGCUACAAGCUGCUGGAGGUGAUAAGGCAGAGGCCAACGAUAGUUCAGGACACUGCGGAUGGAAGGUGCCUCGAUGAAGUUCAUGGCAACAUAGAAUUCAAGGAAGUGGCAUUCAGCUAUCCUUCACGCCCGGAUGUCAUGAUUUUCCGUGACUUUUCUCUCUUCUUCCCCGCUGGAAAAACUGCUGCAGUUGUUGGAGGCAGUGGGUCUGGAAAGAGCACUGUUGUUGCUCUCAUUGAGCGGUUUUAUGAUCCUAAUCAGGGGCAAGUUUUGCUGGACAAUGUGGACAUCAAGACGCUGCAAUUGAAGUGGCUCAGGGAUCAGAUUGGUUUGGUGAAUCAAGAGCCGGCCCUUUUUGCAACUACAAUCCUUGAGAAUAUUCUUUAUGGCAAGCCUGAUGCCACGAUGGCUGAGGUUGAGGCUGCUGCUACUUCAGCCAAUGCCCAUAGCUUCAUUGCUCUUCUUCCUAACGGCUACAACACUCAUGUGGGUGAGAGGGGGCUGCAGCUCUCUGGUGGUCAGAAGCAACGUAUUGCCAUUGCCCGUGCAAUGCUGAAGAAUCCAAAGAUCCUGCUUCUAGAUGAGGCCACAAGUGCACUUGAUGCUGGUUCAGAGAGUAUUGUUCAAGAAGCCCUUGAUCGCUUAAUGGUUGGAAGGACCACCGUUGUGGUUGCACAUAGAUUAUCGACCAUAAGAUGUGUUGACAUGAUCGCCGUGAUCCAGCAAGGGCAAGUUGUUGAGACUGGUACUCAUGAUGAACUCCUUGCCAAGGGUAGCUCAGGAGCUUAUGCCGCUCUCAUAAGAUUUCAAGAGACAGCUAGAAACCGUGCGUGCCCAUCAACCCGCAAGUCCCGGUCAUCCCGCUUGAGCAACUCCCUGUCCACGCGGUCACUGAGCCUCAGGUCAGGAAGCUUGAGGAACCUGAGCUACUCAUACAGCACGGGCGCUGACGGCCGCAUUGAGAUGGUUUCCAACGCCGACAAUGACCGGAAGUACCCAGCACCAAGGGGUUACUUCUUCAAACUCCUUAAGCUGAAUGCACCGGAGUGGCCCUACACCAUACUGGGCGCCAUUGGGUCCAUCCUGUCUGGGUUUAUUGGACCGACAUUCGCCAUUGUGAUGAGCAACAUGAUCGAAGUGUUCUAUUACCGGAACCCCAACAAAAUGGAAAGCAAGACCAGGGAGUACGUGUUCAUUUACAUCGGCACUGGGCUGUAUGCCGUUGUCGCGUACCUCGUCCAGCACUACUUCUUCAGCAUCAUGGGCGAGAACCUGACCACCAGGGUGCGGAGGAUGAUGCUCGCCGUGAUCUUGAGGAACGAUGUGGGAUGGUUCGAUCAGGAGGAGAACAAUUCCAGCCUAGUUGCGGCUCGCCUCGCCACCGACGCUGCGGACGUGAAGUCUGCCAUCGCUGAGCGCAUAUCGGUCAUCCUGCAGAACAUGACCUCCCUCCUCGUGUCCUUCGUGGUCGGCUUCAUCAUUGAGUGGCGGGUCGCCCUCCUCAUCCUCAUCACCUUCCCACUCCUCGUGCUUGCCAACUUCGCCCAGCAACUGUCGAUGAAGGGCUUCGCGGGCGACACCGCCAAGGCGCACGCCAAGACGAGCAUGAUCGCCGGGGAGGGCGUGAGCAACAUCCGCACGGUGGCGGCGUUCAACGCGCAGGACAAGAUCCUGUCCCUCUUCUGCGGCGAGCUGCGCGUGCCGCAGAUGUACAGCCUGCGCCGCAGCCAGAUCUCCGGCGCGCUCUUCGGCCUCUCCCAGCUCUCGCUGUACGCCUCGGAGGCGCUCAUCCUCUGGUUCGGUGCGCACCUCGUCCGCACCCACGUGUCCACCUUCUCCAAGGUCAUCAAGGUGUUCGUGGUCCUGGUGAUCACGGCCAACUCCGUCGCCGAGACCGUCAGCCUCGCGCCGGAGAUCGUCCGCGGCGGGGAGUCCAUCCGCUCCGUGUUCGCCAUCCUCAACAGCCGGACGCGCAUCGACCCCGACGAGCCGGACACGGAGCAGGUGGAGUCGGUCCGCGGCGAGAUCGACUUCCGCCACGUCGACUUCGCGUACCCGACGCGCCCCGACGUGAUGGUGUUCAAGGACUUCAGCCUGAGGAUCCGGGCCGGGCAGAGCCAGGCGCUGGUCGGCGCCAGCGGGUCCGGGAAGAGCACCGUCAUUGCCCUCAUCGAGCGCUUCUACGACCCGCUCGCCGGCAAGGUGAUGAUCGACGGCAGGGACAUCCGGCGGCUCAACCUCAAGUCCCUUCGCCUCAAGAUCGGGCUGGUGCAGCAGGAACCCGUGCUGUUCGCCACCAGCAUCCUGGAGAACAUCGCCUACGGGAAGGACGGCGCGACGGAGGAGGAGGUGGUGGAGGCCGCCAAGGCGGCCAACGUGCACGGCUUCGUCAGCGCGCUCCCCGACGGGUACCGGACCCCCGUGGGCGAGCGCGGCGUGCAGCUCUCCGGCGGGCAGAAGCAGCGCAUCGCCAUCGCGCGCGCGGUGCUCAAGGACCCCGCCGUGCUGCUGCUGGACGAGGCGACCAGCGCGCUGGACGCCGAGUCCGAGUGCGUGCUGCAGGAGGCGCUGGAGCGCAUCAUGAAGGGACGCACGGCGGUGCUGGUGGCGCACCGGCUGUCCACGAUCCGGGGCGUGGACUCCAUCGCCGUCGUGCAGGACGGGCGCGUGGUGGAGCAGGGCAGCCACGGGGACCUCGUGUCCAGGCCCGACGGUGCCUACUCGAGGCUGCUGCAGCUGCAGCUACACCACGGCUGAUUUCUCUUACUGGCGUUCGAGCUCCCGGCGCGCGGCCGGUGUAGAUACUGGAAGGCGGUGUAGCGUGGGCGUGGCACUGGCCCAACCGUGGCCGGAAGACGUUAGACGUGUUUCGAUGUAAACGACGAUCAGGAAGGAUUGUGCCGACGAGUGAUGCGGGAGUUGUGCUGGCACUGCUGGCGGCUCCGGCGAUUUUAGAUCAUCCUAAUUCUCAGAUGAAAUAUUCGACCCAUUUGGAUGCGUA